Messenger RNA from Sphaeramia orbicularis (orbiculate cardinalfish), 3384 nucleotides. It is a transcript of the gene actmap, whose product is annotated as actin maturation protease. The record is from RefSeq and is a predicted model, not a curated record. NCBI's taxonomy places the organism in Eukaryota, Metazoa, Chordata, Actinopteri, Kurtiformes, Apogonidae. Bases 239 to 1153 code for a protein of 304 amino acids. The transcript is spliced from 7 exons.
CCGGCGUUGUUAGCUUCAUAGCUCACUAUGCUAGUUUCUGCUGGUGGGUGUGGGACCGUGACAGGGAAAGUCUGUAGUGCAACAUUUUUUGUUUUUAUUAAGCCCCGAAGCUAUAACAAGAGCAUGUUUUGCAGCUUUGACUCUGUGGCAAUGACGUUCAACACUUAAAUAAGAGUGCUUCGUUACUAUCUGGCUUUGUUUUUUCGAGGAAGUUUUAUAUUGAAGGAGCUCAAGGAAAAUGUCCCUGGAGUGUCCUCUGUCCCCGCCUCCUCCACCUCCUCCACCACCUCCUGCUCCAGGUCCACCACCUCCUCCUGUCUCAUCUCCCAAAAAGAAGCUGUAUCAGACCAUAGCCAGCAGCAGGAGCCCUGUGGAGGGGGAUCACACAGAGGCCCGCCUACUGCUCAGUCAGAGAGAGGCCAGUUUUAGGACGGGACUGGAGUGGAUACUGGUAAACACUUACGUGCCUUCACUCAUCCAAGACGGCCCACAGUGUGGUUUGGUGGCGCUGUGGAUGGCGGCUCACCUUCGACUGCCUCAGCUGAGUAUUGACAUGGAAAUAGUUAUGCAGACCGCGUUGAGCAGAGGAUACACUGCUCAGGGGGAAAUGUUUUCAGCUAAGAGCAUGGCUCUGCUGGCAGAGGAGGUUUGUCGUUGCAAGGCUGAAGUGCUGUCAGGUGGAUUAAGUGGUAGAAAUGCCGUGUCCAUCACCACACACCUGUGGGACAGACAACCUGUUCUCAUCCCAUACGAUGAGGACUUCAACCAUGAGCCAUGUCAGCGUGGCGGCCACAGGGCACACUGGGCAGUGGCGUCAGGUGUCCUUCUUGGUUUGGAGCCAGGAAGUCUGAGCAAAGAGCAGGUUCAGUCUGAUCCCACUCUGCCCUGGCUCUACCUCUGCCCUGAUACCAGCUCUCCAUGUCCUAUCAACAGUAAGGGGCUCAGAGAGGUCUACGUCCUGGCCAAGCAGGGCAAAAGCCUGCGUUACCAGCUGUGGAGUUGGAACUGUGUAGCACAGAGCAAUGAGCAGCUGAGGAUGAUGGACCUCAGCGGGCAAAUCGAUGGGACCCUUUAUGUGCUUCCUGAAGGAGGGGUGGAAGCUGGGCUCGCUGGACAGGCAGUGCUUCUCCAUACAAGGACUCACAAACAGUGAACACUUUACAGCCGUUCAAUUUGUUCGAGAGGAGACGCGAGACACAAGUCGUGAAUUUGGUUGUUAGUUAUUAUUGAUCCAGGAACAUACUUGACAUACUUAUAUUUUUUUCAUGCACAGCUUUGAAAAAGGGCUUGAAAAGUGCUGUGAAUUUUGAUAACUCAAUUUUGAUGCUACUGACUUUGAAUUUAAUGAAUCUGUUAAGAAUGUUACAUUACAAAGGUUGCUUUCCCUUUAAAGGGGCAGUGCUCAAAAGUUUUUGAUGUUGGCCAAAAAUUUCAUAAUUACUUUGCUUAUUGUUGUUCAAGCAGUUUUAAAGGAAACAAAAAUUUUCCCCUGGACUCUGUUACAGGCUGUAGAAAACCUACUAUCAUGAUGGAUAUUUUGGCUGCGUUUAGGUGUUUCAGAGGUGGGUGUGGGCUAAUUACAUUGAUCGGCAGGUGUCAUUACAGAUCACUGUCACACCAAACUAUUGCUCUCUUCCAUUGUUAAACAGAGAACUUCAGAGAACUGUCCUCUCGCCUCAUAUCAAUUUAAUUGAAUGUAUUUAUACAAUUAAAAUCGCUGAAAUUCUGUAUUUAUAGGUUUGUCUCUUUCAUGUAUAAGAAUUAACUCAAUUUUAAUUUGGUAAACUGAAGUCAGAGUACUUGUAUUCUCAGAUGGAGUGUAUGUGGCUGGAAAAAAACAAAACAAGAUCAGGCAUAUUUCCAGUUUAUUGUAUCAUGACCUUUUGGGCAACGCAAGGAUUUAUUUCUCUCAUCUGUUUUACAACUGCCUUUUAAAAAUACAAAACAUAGUUAUCAAUCCCGUUCUCUUCAUUACAAAUUUCCCAGUGUGAAAAUCUGAUUUUUCCUCAUUACAAAUAUAGAGAAUAAGAGGGCAACAGAAUGUAGUAGAUUGUAAACAAUUAUUCCUGUCAGUGUACAUUUGCUUUCAGGUGGACAAACUGAAUUCAGAUUCCAAUUCAUGAAGUCAGACGUUUAAGGCACUCACUGCAGAGACUUUGUGUACUGAGUGAUCCGCCCUCACACACCCACCCACAACAGUGCUGCAUAACACCGUCAAUGGUUGACUGGAAGACUCAAGACCGUUGUGUUCACCGACGUGCCACAUUCCUGUCGAGGUACGACAGACACGAGCAAACCGCUGACAUAAUCUCAGUAUAACAAAUUAGCUGUUCUUGUUGCACUUUUCUUUGUAAACUCAAAAUUGCAUACAAAAUUUAAAACCCACAAAUCCCCCAUUUAGUGUGGCCAAAUGAGGUUUACAGCAUCAGGUUUAAAAGUGAACUUGUAUUUGAUUAUUCAGUGAAUCAUAAGACAUCAUGUUUAAAGUUUGCAGUUUCAGCAUCACAGGUAAGUUUAAAAAGAUGAAGCCUCAAAAAUCCUCAACAGACUCAGUUUAAUCACGUAAUUCCAGUUUCACUUAACACUUUUCACCCCUUACUAUAUGCAAUGUCUGUUAAUCUGCUAAAUGUGAGCAUCUGUAAACCAGAAUUUGAGCGCUGCUUCCAACCAUAAUACACAAAGAGGCACAGCUUGUUUGUUCAAUGGCUUAGUAAGGAUCCAUAGUGCAACAGUUUCCAGACAAACAUGGCUGCCAAGAUGCUUACUGUACAGUUCAAUGAAAAUACUACACAACCUUUCACUGCAUUAUAAUAAAAAAAAAAAAUCCAAUUACAAACAGUUUCAACAAGAAAUUAAACUUUGGGAUUAAAUGCAAAUUGAUUUAUACUUGGUGAACUCUUGGAAGAAAAACAGCGGAGUCCACUGCACUGGAAUGGUUUUCUUUAAAAAUGCUAGGCACAGAAAUUGUACAAACAAGACAAAGAGGUUAUAAUAAGGCCAAGAAAUUAAAUAAAACUGUAUUUACACACUGAGUUAAUUAACACAUGGUAUGACCAGUGUUGUAGUGUUACUGUAUACUUGAACAUCAGAGGUGAUCCAUGACAAAAAUCAAAGUUGGAAGCCCUGUAGAAAGGCCUCUGAUGAAGUUCAUGGUUUUGAGAGUGCAGGCUGCAACUCAAACCAACAGAGGGAGAUGGUGAGGUGUGAGAGGAAAAGUAAUGUCCCACAUGCUUCUCCACUGCAGUCCCUCUCUGUUUUCUACUGACAAUGAUUCUGCACACAAUGAUCAGCAGUAAGUUCUUCCAUCUCAAAGACAAUCUGACUCAGGUUCCAGAAAUAGAGCGUGAUAGUCACCUUUGGCAAAUUCCACUAGUAUAAAAAAAA